Molecule: messenger RNA, 4512 nt
Organism: Rhincodon typus (whale shark)
Lineage: Eukaryota; Metazoa; Chordata; Chondrichthyes; Orectolobiformes; Rhincodontidae
Product: F-box/LRR-repeat protein 3-like
Exons: 4
Coding region: 1-1308 (435 amino acids)
Biological process (GO): entrainment of circadian clock by photoperiod; G2/M transition of mitotic cell cycle; SCF-dependent proteasomal ubiquitin-dependent protein catabolic process
Cellular component (GO): cytosol; SCF ubiquitin ligase complex; nucleus
Molecular function (GO): protein binding
Source: RefSeq, a predicted model, not a curated record
AUGAAGCAAAAUAGAGUAAACGAAAAAGUUGAGACCCAGCCUCCUCCAGAUGCUGAUAAAGGAAAAAAGAGACGAAAGACCAGCUUGACUCCAACCAGUGAGACUUUGAGUGCACGUCAUGUAGAUUGGGGAAAUCUACACUACGAUGUGAUCCUGCACAUUUUUCAGUACCUACCAUUGGUGGAUCGGGCUUACGCAUCAUCAGUAUGUAGAACGUGGAAUGAAGUCUUUCACAUGCCUGAGCUGUGGCGACGAUUUGAGUUUGAACUGAGCCAGCCAGCCACAUCCUAUCUGAAAUCAACCCACCCAGAUCUGAUCCAACAGAUAAUAAAAAAGCAUGCAGAUCAUCUGCAGUACGUUAGCUUUAAGGUUGACAGUAGUACUGAGUCUGCAGAAGCAGCCUGUGAUAUUCUUUCACAAUUGGUCAACUGUUCCAUAAAGACCUUGGGGCUGAUCUCUACAGCAAGACCUAGUUUCAUGAACUUGUCAAAGUCGCGUUUUGUGUCAGCCCUGACUGUGGUGUUUGUGAACUCAAAAUCACUGUCAUCGAUCAAGAUUGAUGACACACCAGUGGAUGAUCCAUCUCUUAAGGUUUUGGUGGCAAAUAACAGUGACACUCUGAAAUUGUUGAAAAUGAGCAGUUGUCCUCAUGUCUCACCUGCAGGUAUUCUUUGUGUAGCAGAUCAGUGUUAUGGCCUCAGAGAGUUGGCACUGAACUAUUACCUUCUGAGUGAUGAGUUGUUGUUGGCUUUAUCCAGCGAGAAGCAUGUUCAUCUGGAACAUCUUCGCAUUGAUGUGGUCAGUGAGAACCCUGGACAGACACAGUUCCACAGUAUCAAAAAGAGUAGCUGGGAUGCUCUUGUGAACCAUUCUCCAAAAGUCAACAUUGUCAUGUAUUUCUUUCUAUAUGAAGAAGAAUUUGACCCAUUUUUCCGUGAUGAAACUCCAGUCACACACAUCUAUUUUGGUCGUGCAGUCAGUAAAGAACUGUUGGGUCGUAUUGGAAUGAACUGCCCAAGACUGAUCGAACUGGUAGUCUGUGCAAAUGGUCUUCAGCCUCUGGAUGAUGAAUUGAUUUGCAUUGCAGAACGUUGCAAAAAUCUAACUGCAAUGGGUCUGGGUGAAUGUGAGGUUUCAUGCAGUGCAUUUGUGGAGUUUGUGAAAAUGUGUGGAGGGCGGCUGACUCAGCUGUCCAUUAUGGAGGAGGUACUAAUACCAGAUCAGAAAUAUAACUUGGAGCAAAUCCACUGGGAAGUUUCCAAGUAUCUGGGAAGAGUAUGGUUCCCAGAUAUGAUGCCCACCUGGUAGAUUGUUUUGCGGAUUAAUUAAAUUAUGAGAAUGAGGAGCACAGCAAGAUUGAAGGGGUAGUUCAUAAUGAUUUUAACAAUGAGUAAAGCAUGCAGAUUAUGGUAAACCAUAAUACAGACUUAAAAUUAACACAACUAAACAUUUACAAAAUCUAAUGUUUAUUUGAAUGCACUUUUACAUCCAACUUGUCAGGAAUCAAAUAUUAACUACACUAAUUGUUACUGUAAAUAUAAUUGCAUACAAGUUGUAUCUUGACAUUUCAAAGCAUGAAGUAUUGGCUUCUUUUUACCUAAUUGCGUCUGGGUUCUUCUUAUGGACUAGACUGACUGAGUAAAGAUUGUUACUGAAGAAUGCACAUUUUCACUAAUCAUAGAAGCAAAUUGAAUAUUGUAUAGUAAUCAAAUGUAGCGCAAGAGGGAGAAUGAGCUUCAACAAACUGAUAACUAAAUGAACUAUUAUUAAUUUCUAACAGGUAUCCAAUAAAUCUCCUUUUUAAAUAUAUAGAGGUUUCACAUGAAGCUGGGUGAUCUUUAACUGGAUUGACCUGCCAGAGGGGAGGGCUUAGAUUGCAAGGAAUCACAGCAGGGAUCCAGCUGGGAGGUUGAGGUCCGGAGAGGAAAGAGUGGUGGUUAGAGGCCUCAUGUACAGAGUGUUGGGAUCCUGAGUUUGGGAGGGUAGUGGGUGCAGUUUUGGAUGUGUUUGUCAAAAGCCUCAGUAACGAUAGGCUGGUGCAAGAGGAAGACACCACAGUACAGCCAUAUGCCUUGUAAGGGAGUUUGAAGGACUGAGCAAAGUAUUAGGUGGUGUUGCAUGUGAGAAUUCAGCAAUCUUGUUUAGGGUGGAGUGGUCAGUGUCGUCCUUUGGGGAGGGGUCGUAUAUUCAGAGACUUGAGUGGGGUUUGGGGGCCUGGGAAAAGCUGAGAAAUUGGAGAGCAUUUAGAAGGAUUGUGGUGAGGGUGGGUAGAUUGACAAGCAUAUUGAAUCCUGCAGGUAGGUGCAAAGGUCUUUUCAUUUCCUGAUCCAGCAGUCCCUCACCAGAGUUUAGCUGAUUGGUUUUCCACACUUAACCCAUGAGGCAUGCAAUUAAUACCAUCCCCUCACUCUUGAUGCCCAACUCCAAUCAAGCCCUUUCAUUUAUAAUGCGAACUUUAAAUAAAAUUUAACCAUGUAUCAUCGAAACCUGCCAGCUUUUAGGAAUUUAAGACUCCUUUCAAUGAAGUAGAUAGGUUUUGUCCAAGUCUACUUGGGAUGGCUGAGAUAUAAUGAUUCUUUUAAUUCUCCACAGCAUUAUUUCAAGCUGUGUGUUUGCAUAUAAGCAAUAGUAUACUUAGUAAAACGUACUAGAUGAUACAAAAAGGAAACCAAUCUGAAGAACUAAAACUCUAUUGUAUUUUGGAAAAUGUGCACUAGAUAUCUUCUUCAGACUGAGUAUCCUGAAAUAACUGGUUGAGUUUAUAUAUUUUAAGCUAGAGAGCAAUUUUUAAAAAGAAUUCGAGAUGAGCAUUGUCCUAUUGUGGAAUCUUAGUUAUGUUGUUGCGUGCUAAACAUGUCAGUUAAACCUUGAGGUGAUUUGUAUCCUGGUUUCAACUUCAAAAUAAACUGCAGUGUUUACAAAGAUUACCUUUAGACAACUUUUAGUAUAUUGACUUUUGGUGCAAAUAUCCAAAAUUGGAAAUAUUGUUCACCUGAGUUGAACAACCCUAUUUACAUGUGUUGAAUAGUUAUGUGCUAAGUUGAUAUUAUCUUGCAUGCCUAUAAACCUGGUAAAUAUCUGGAUUUCAGCUCCAUCGUAAGAAUGCAAUUUGGAAGUGUAUAGAAACCGAUAAAUAACUUAGUGGGUGAAAUAGAAAUCAGUCAUUUCUGUGGGGCAGCACCAAAGUUGUAAUGCCUGCAGUUGCUAUAUGUUGGAGUUUUGAUUUAAAGUAACUACAGUGUAGUUGACAACUAUUACUAAAUGCUGUGGCACCUGAUAUGAAAAUUGAUUCAAAUAAGAUGAUUAAACUGAACUUUGAAAACAUUAUAUGAAAACAAAACAUUUAGGAAUUGAUUUGUAAUAAGAUGUUUUAAUUUUUUUUUGGAGCUGGCAAAUUUGUUGUUUCCUGUUUGCAAGAAUCUAUCUCAAAUUUUACUCCAAAGUAAAUCUGAUAGUUUAAUUACUUCCCUGCAUACCCACUACCCUCCAGCACAAAACAGAUAUUAGUAACCUAUUUAAAAUUCAGUGUGUCUAGGACAUGUAAUAUUGAUGCUGGUCCAGUUUAAAUGAAUGCCUGAUUCAUGGCAUCAAUGACUUUUCAACUUGUUGUAUCUCUGGCCAAUAAUAGUUUAAAUUUGGUACAGUUCACAUUCGUGGACUUGCUGGAAUUUGAAAAGUUGGAGCCAGACUGCUGUACAGAACAUUAAAAUAUUAGUUCUGAUGUAAGAUCAUGACCUGUUUUUAUUAAAAUAGCAAGUACAUCAUACCCAGUUACAGUGGUGCAGUGAAGUCUGUAUAAUGAUGUAGGUUCCACAAGUGACUUGGAUUUUUUGUCAAUUCAACUUUUAUUCUCUGUGUUUCAGAAGCACAACAGUAAGCUUUAAAGAAUUGUACAUAAAAUCAUUGUUUAUUGAUGUUGAGGCACAAAGAAUUUUAUGUGCUACAAGAGCAAAGUUGAAGAUGUUGUAAUACUGCUGAUUGUGAAGAAUGAAUCAGCAGUUUUACAAUAUACAUAAAAUUAAUUUCCUAAUUGAUUUAUUACGCACUAAAAGCGGCAUAUUUUUUCUCACAGUUAGGCUUUCCAUUUCUUUUGUAAUGUGGAUGAACCCUUGUUUCUGAUUGUUACUGUGCAGGAAGGCUUAACUUUGAUUUGAAAAUCCCAUUCCUAAAGACAUUUUUGGAAAUUAUAGAAAACAAAAAUAAUUUAAGUGACUUUACAUUCAGAUCCAUUUUUCAAAAAACAAGAUGUAUUCAGUACCAAAUAGUUCUGUUGGUGAUCUAGAUGCGUUUAGACGUCUAGAUUAACAAUAAAGCAUUUUCUUGAAAGUUGUAAUGUUUAUACUUUUGGUCAUCAAGUCUUACAAAGCAUAUUUUAUGUAUUUUCUUACUGUGAUAUAAAGUUCGGAUAUUUAAAGGUGAAUGUUUUUACUGUGCAGUUGUUUGCUACAGGUAACCAAACACACAUUAGAAAUUUAGAGUACUCAAGAUCAUUAAAGAAAAUUUGUUGUUCCA